GGCGACGGUUCUGGAGGUAGCGCGCCGGAGGGUUGCUUCGUUGUGGCUCGUCAGGCUCCCGUGGCGGCGGCGGCGUUUGCCUCGGUGUCUCCCGCGCGCACUCCAGCCGCCUCCUAGCGGCGCGGCGCCCUUUCCUACGCCUAAAAUGACGAAUGUGUGAUCUCAGUGGAAUAAAUGGCGUCCAAAGUCACAGAUGCUAUAGUGUGGUAUCAAAAGAAGAUUGGAGCAUAUGAUCAACAAAUAUGGGAAAAAUCUGUUGAACAAAGAGAAAUCAAGGGGUUAAGGAAUAAACCAAAGAAAACAGCACAUGUGAAACCAGAUCUCAUAGAUGUCGAUCUUGUAAGAGGGUCUGCAUUUGCUAAGGCAAAACCUGAAAGUCCAUGGACUUCUCUGACUAGAAAGGGAAUUGUUCGAGUUGUAUUUUUUCCCUUUUUCUUCCGGUGGUGGUUACAAGUAACAUCAAAAGUCAUCUUUUUCUGGCUUCUAGUCCUUUAUCUUCUUCAAGUUGCCGCAAUAGUAUUAUUCUGUUCCGCUUCUAGCCCACAUAGCAUACCUCUGACGGAAGUGAUUGGGCCGAUAUGGCUGAUGCUGCUCCUGGGAACUGUGCACUGCCAGAUUGUUUCAACGAGAACACCCAAACCUCCGCUAAGUACAGGAGGGAAAAGAAGAAGGAAAUUAAGAAAAGCAGCCCAUUUGGAAGUACAUAGGGAAGGAGAUGGUUCUAGUACCACAGAUAACACACAGGAGGGAGCAGUUCAGAGCCACGGUACAAGCACCGCUUACAGCGUUGGCGCUGUCUUCAGAGAUCUCUGGCAUGCUGCUUUCUUUUUAUCAGGAUCAAAGAAAGCAAAGAAUUCAAUUGAUAAAUCAACUGAGACUGACAAUGGCUAUGUAUCCCUUGACGGGAAAAAGACUGUUAAAAGCAGCGAAGAUGGAGUACAAAGCCAUGAACCUCAGUGUGAAACUCUUCGACCAGAAGAGGCAACCUGGAACACAGGAACACUGAGGAACAUUCCCAGCAAAGAUACCCAAAGGACAGUAACAAAUGUCUCUGAUGAAGUCUCCAGUGAAGAAGGUCCAGAAACAGGAUACCCAUUGCGCCGUCAUGCAGACAGGACUUCUGAGAGCAUUCUUCGGAAUAGAAAGUCACACCAUUAUAAGAAACAUUACCCUAAUGAGGAUGCCCCUAAAUCGGGUACUAGUUGCAGCUCUCGCUGUUCAAGUUCCAGACAGGAUUCUGAGAGCACAAGGCCAGAAUCUGAAACAGAAGAUGUAUUAUGGGAAGACUUGUUACAUUGUGCAGAAUGCCGAUCAUCUUGUACCAGUGAGACAGAUGUGGAAAAUCCUCAAAUUAAUCCAUGUGUGAAAAAAGAAUAUAGAGACGACCCUUUUCAUCAGAGUCAUUUGCCCUGGCUCCAUAGUUCCCACCCGGGAUUAGAAAAAAUAAGCGCUAUCGUAUGGGAAGGCAACGACUGCAAGAAAGCAGACAUGUCUGUACUUGAAAUCAGUGGAAUGAUAAUGAACAGAGUAAACAGCCAUAUACCAGGAAUAGGAUACCAGAUUUUUGGAAACGCAAUCUCUCUAAUCCUGGGUUUAACUCCAUUUGUUUUCCGACUCUCCCAAGCUACAGACUUGGAUCAACUCACAGCACAUUCUGCUUCAGAACUUUAUGUGAUUGCAUUUGGUUCUAAUGAAGAUGUCAUAGUUCUUUCUAUGGUUAUAAUAAGUUUUGUGGUUCGUGUGUCUCUUGUGUGGAUUUUCUUUUUUUUGCUCUGUGUAGCAGAAAGAACUUAUAAACAGCGAUUACUUUUUGCAAAACUCUUUGGACAUUUAACAUCGGCAAGGAGGGCUCGAAAAUCUGAGGUUCCCCAUUUCCGAUUGAAGAAAGUACAGAAUAUAAAAAUGUGGCUCUCUCUCCGGUCCUAUCUUAAGCGUCGAGGUCCUCAGCGAUCAGUUGAUGUCAUAGUUUCAUCUGCUUUCUUGUUAACUAUCUCAGUGGUAUUUAUCUGUUGUGCCCAGUUGCUUCAUGUACAUGAGAUCUUCCUUGAUUGUCACUACAAUUGGGAACUGGUAAUCUGGUGCAUCUCGUUAACGCUUUUUCUCCUAAGAUUUGUUACCCUUGGAUCAGAAACAAGUAAAAAAUAUAGCAAUACCUCAAUAUUACUUACUGAACAGAUAAACCUCUACUUGAAAAUGGAGAAGAAACCUAACAAAAAGGAGGAACUGACACUAGUGAAUAAUGUUUUAAAACUGGCUACUAAACUGCUAAAGGAAUUGGACAGUCCCUUUAGAUUAUAUGGGCUUACAAUGAAUCCACUGCUUUAUAACAUCACCCAGGUUGUCAUCCUGUCAGCUGUUUCUGGUGUUAUCAGUGACUUACUUGGAUUUAAUUUAAAGCUUUGGAAGAUUAAAUCAUGACAAUUCAGAGAAAAGAAGAUGUAGCCUCUUUUCCAGAAUAAGAGUACCAACUAAGCUGCCUGAAAGCAGUCACUGACUCUUUGCUUCAGGAGUCUCAGCUGGGAAAUUGAAGUGUUUACAUCAGACUGUCCUGUGCAAUUCUUAUAUUUAUUUCACUUGUUCACUGUUUUUUACAUUUAUUUUAGUCUUUAUAUUUUAUUUUUAGCUUUGAUGUACUUACUUGUUGAAAGGGUGAUAAAACUGAUAUCCAGAUACUUGAGAUCCUGGUAAUUGCUCAUAAAUAAUGACAAAAUAACAAAUCGUGAGAAGAGAAGCCAUUGCUAAGCACUGUUUCUCCGUCAAUGCCGUGACUUGCCUUACUUGAGGAAAACUUCUUUAACUUUAUAACCUAGCAUUGGACUCAGCUAAACACAUAAAGCAUUUUCUUCAGUAAAUCAAGAUCCAGUCAGGGUUUCUUUUGAAUUAUUUUGGAACAAUGCCAGGAUCUAAACUGAUUAAGCUGCAGUUUAAGCACCCUUCAGUAUUAAUAUAUAUGGUAUUACACAACAGGUCAACAAGUGCUCUUUGAUGAUAAAACUCUUAAUAGAGCAAUAAUUGUAAAUGGUUACCAUACUGUAAGAUAUUUUGAUAAAAAUUAACUAGUAAUAAUUGUAUUUAUUUGAAACACUGGGCUGUUUGCACAGCUCCAACUGUGCAUGCUCAAAAUGUGCACUUUUUAAAAUUGUUACUUUUAAUGCGUAUCUUUAUAUGGGAUAUGUUAUAGUGUACUAGGGCAUGAUAUGGUAUCCUUUUGAGUGAGGUAUAUGCUCAUCUCACAAGUGAAGUGCCUAUUGAUAUUACUAAAGUACAUUAUGUUUACUCAAGUAAAAUAAUUUUCUCCCUAUGGUACACUAUAGUAUAUGCUAUUCAUACCACACUCAAAUGAACAACUUAAGAAUAAGGUUAAGAACCAGUUAAAUAUUCUUCUGAUUGUUAGUUGUAAAACUGUAUCUGAAUUUUCAGGAAAAAUAGCUAUAGCUUGCAAAUUCUACCUUCUAAACUUAGUCUGGUACAUCUGUCCCCUCAACCCCCAAUUAUAUAAGGGCUAUUUUAGAUGCUUUUAACCUAGAAAGUUAACCCCCUCCCCCCUAAAUGAUUUGCCAAGUUUCCAAAUGAGAACUUAUCCUGUUGGCAUGUUAGGUAGAUAGGGCGAAUAUGAUGGUAUCUUACAUUGGGCCUUGAUUUUAAAUUGUUAUGUUUGUACAAUCAAGAAAUUUUAGGAGUUAUGUGAAACAUGAAAUGUUUUAGCAAACUUUUUUUUAAAACUGGGUAUCUAGUUUCUAAAACAAAGAAUUUAUUUGAGACAGUCUAGAAUUUUCUUGGUGCAAGGUGUAUCAUGUUGAAUAUCCUCACAUUUUUUACCAUGUUUUCGGGAAUUUAAAAUAAUUAAUUGUAAAUUAUUUAUUUGAUUGGUGCAGUUCUAAUCCCCAAAUCAUAAUUUUAAGAUCAGGAAUGUGUAGAGAACAGAGCCAUAUGGUAAUAUCACUUUGCUCUCACCAUUCCUUUUGAUCAGCCUCAAUUCAGCCAUUGUGUAGUAUAUUUUCUUUAUGUAGAAAACAACAAAAGUAUUUUGUUUUAUUUGCCUGUGUUCUAAUAUGUUUAAUAAUGACCAAAGUGCAUUCUGAGUUUUUUCAAGGAAUGUAUUACUGGAGCUUUAAGAACAUACUUAUUUUCUCCUGUGAAAAAUUAGGCUUUCUCUGAUAUGUUUCUUCUUCCUCUAUUGUCUAUAAUGUUGAGGUUGUUUCUAGGAAUUAUAUUUUAUAAACUUUUUCAGAAUAAGGUACAUACCUAUACAGAACUUAACAUUUUGCACAGAAUAUAUCGAAUAUAUUUUGAGAAAAAAAAGUACAGUAUGAGUUCUGUUAGGAAUAAAAAUGAAACUAUUGUAUCUCACAGAAAAACUUAUUUCAGAAUGGAAAUAUUUUUGAGAAAAGUAGCUGAGUAAACUGAUUUAGGAAGAUGCUUGGUUUUGAUUGAAGUUCAUUUAACUUAGAGUUGGGAGUUGAUUUAUUGAGUACAGUGUACCUCUCAACAACGUAUUAAUAUGUUGAAUUAUGUCACUAAUGUGGGCAGCAGUAGAAUACUGAAAGGAAAAAGUUGUCAUUUUAAGUAAUUUCAGAACAUUAAUGGAACUGUUUUCAAAGCAGAAAAAUUGACAUUGCUGCCUUUAAGAAUACAAUGAAUUUAAGAAAUUGAAAGAAAUUGUAACAUAUCACAUAAUAUAGAAAAGGCAGUUCGAAGAUAGAAUUGUGGCAGAUGUUGUGUGUUAACUGUUGUUUCUUUGCCACACAUGUCGUAUUUGAAAGUUUGAACAGCAAGUUUAAAAUAAAACAUUCUAUGACUGACAGUAUUAAACUAGAAGUGUUUUCUUUUUUUCUAAUUUUCAAGUCAUGCACAUUUCUAUGGUAAUUUUAUAUUUACUGUAGCAUAAACUUUAGUUAUAACUGUUAGAUUUGAGAGGAGUGGGAAUACAUUUUUAAAAACUUUCCAACAUUUCAGUUUUUGUUGAUUCUCAGAAUAUGAAAGAAGAAUAUGUGCGCAGGCUUUUCAUCACCCAAAUGCUAUGACAUCAUUAAUGUUUGUUUGCUUGUUUGUUUGUAUUUAAAAACAGAAAACUGGCUGUAGCCUGGGAUAUUAAAAUUAAUUGCCAGAAGGAUAGUGGUGUUUUUAAUCAAGUGAUUUUGCACGUGAAUUCAGCGCGAGAGAUUAUGGCCAAUAAUAACAUGGCCACAGCUGAAUGGGUCAGUAAUUGGUGCCUGGACCUAAAGCAGCCAGCCAUUUUAUAGGCCUUGAGGAAUCCAUGAAACCAGCUGGCACAAGAGCUUUGCCCUGUAGAGGCUUUGCAUCCUUGACGAGUAGCCCAAAUCGUCUGCAGUAUGAUAAGGAUCAUGGGUUCUGGAAUCAGGCAGAGCUGGGAUUCUUUGCAGCAUGUGUAUGGCCUUGGGCAAGUUACUUAACCUCCCUAAGCCUCAUCUGUAAAAUGAGGUGGAGAGCUGCUGCUGGAGCCUAAAAUGGUUCUUAUGCUCUCAACCCACCAGACUUCCAAACCAAAGCCUGGCUGAGGAGUUGCCUUGUGGACCUUGAGAACUUCUGUUUUCAGCCCAGAAGCUCCAAAGUGGAAUAUUUUUCAUCUCAGUUGAACAUGCAGGAGAUGCGGCAUAGAAGGAAGGCCCUGCUCUGAGUAUCAGGAACCAAGUUUCUUGGCGCUUCUCGUACCCGGAGACCCUGUUGAUCCUUGUUACAUGCUGACAGCACGUACAGUUAUGGCUUCACUCUGAUGCUUUUACAAAAAUGCUUCCUCUUCAAGAAGAUUUCCAGAAAGGACUUUUUGACAAAUACAGGCUUCUGACUUUCAGACCGUAACACUGAACUGGGUAAGAAAUUAAAGAAUUCUAAUGGGAAAACUGAUGGCUUCAUAAAACUGUUAACAGUAGGACUGAGUGAACUGGUGACUAUGGCUAUAAUUUUUAUGGUUUCUGUCUGAGAAAUAAUUGGUUUUAAUCUGUGUUUUCCAGAUAUAAGGAAACCCUUCUCAAGCUAAUUAUGACUUAUAGCAAUUUGGUAAAUUAUACCUUUGUAAGCAGAAUUGAAACAUUUAUCUUGCCUCUCUAUCUGAUCCCUCCAGAGAUUGGAAACGCGUAGGUUCCCAGGAGCUUUAUCAGAUAAAUUAGGAAGGACACCUCCUAACAGGUGCAGGAAUCUCAAGGUAUUUGGGGGACCGUGAAAAAGGAGGAAUUCACCUAAAUCUGUAAGACAACGUCUGUGACAAGCUGUUGGCGUGACUUUCGUAGCCCUGAGAGGCCUUUUAAAAGUUCAAUCUGAGACUCCUUAUAAAAGUUCUAGCAAAGCCAUUUUUUUAAAAAAAGAAAAGCCUAUAUGAUCAAUUACAUUUAUAUAAAUCAUCAGGCCAAGUUUAUUGAGACUAGACUUACUUUACAAAUUGGUCUUAAUUUGGCUAUAUUUGGUAGAAAUAAGGGUAAUUUUAGAAAAAGUUAUGUUUCAGUGAAUAUUAAAUUCUAGUUUUGUUGAGGUCUGCAUUUACUGCCUAAGACUGACUUCUCAGUUCCUUGCUGUUAUAUUAAAUUUAACUGAGUCAUUAAUAGGACACUCUUAAGUCUGUUUCUGAAGCUUAUCUAUCUUUGGAUGAAGAUCAGAUGUCCCAAGACCUGUAACCAGGUCAUUAUGUGUACUGGAAAAAGACAUCUUUUAAAGGACCAUCUCCAGCCUAGAUGGAAAGACCCUUAUCAGGUACUCUGCACUAGCUCAUGCACAGCAAAACUGAAGGGAAUUGACUCUUGGAUUAAUAUUUUCACAUAGAAAGGGCCCCUGCACUGGACUGGUCUAUAGAGAGGGCUGCUGAUGUCAAAAUCACCUUGAAACAACGCUCAAAGAGAGGAGAAACUACACUCAUACCAGGAUGAGAAGAAGACAACAUUGGAAGUAGACAGCUGACCUAAGAUGCGGCACCUGACCCGCUGCAAGACUCUUCACUUGAGGCUUUCAACCAUAGUCUCCUCUUGUCAAACAACUAAACUACACCUAUGCUUGAUGGAAAUUAAACAGCUGGUGCUCAGGGUACUACAAUUGCAAAGAGAGGGAAAGCGUCAACCCACGGAAGCUGUUACGUGGGACGGGACCUGAUCUCCCUGUUUUACUUAUUUGACUUCAGGGGCAGGGAGGUAAGGCUUAUUUGCAUUUGAACUCCUGUAAAGGGCAGAAUAUGGGAAGGAUGACGCCUCAUUCAUUCAGGUCAUAUUAAAGAGAAACUGCCCUCUGAAAUAUUUGCCUUUUAAUAUGUGCAGCUACAAAUAAGAAUGCAUGGAUAAUUAACUGAAGGUAAAAUUUUACAAAGAAAGAUCAAAACAGCAGAGAAGAAAGGCAAUCCUUAGAAGUUUACUAGGGUAUCAACCAUGGACGAGGAAGAUAAACAGAAAGAUCUAGACAAAAAAGCAAACCAAAUGGAAAAAAAAGGAGAGAUAAUAAGAAAGAUAAAUAGAAAGAAAUGCUAAAGAGAUCCAUGUUCUUUAAUGAAAAUAAAUGGGUCAUACUAAUGAUUUUUUAAUAUUAGGGAGAGAUUCAUUGUAAUCUGAGAAAUAUAGGAGAAAUACUUUGCCUCUGCUCUAUCAAAGUGAAAAUGAAGUAAUGGAAAGAGGAUUUUUAAAAAGACAGCAAAGUGAGUGAAAUGUAACAUUGCUGUCAAAGAAGCUGCUAACUGUGAGACAACAGGAAGGCCUUCUCUCAUAAAGGAACUGCAGCGUUGCCAAUCUCAAUUUAACAAAUUGUGGGCCUUUAGUUACAAAAAUUCAUAUUUUAGAUGAA
Molecule: messenger RNA, 7776 nt
Organism: Balaenoptera acutorostrata (minke whale)
Lineage: Eukaryota; Metazoa; Chordata; Mammalia; Artiodactyla; Balaenopteridae
Gene: PHTF2
Product: putative homeodomain transcription factor 2
Exons: 25
Coding region: 175-2418 (747 amino acids)
Cellular component (GO): endoplasmic reticulum
Source: RefSeq, a predicted model, not a curated record